This is a messenger RNA of Parascedosporium putredinis, 411 nucleotides long. NCBI's taxonomy places the organism in Eukaryota, Fungi, Ascomycota, Sordariomycetes, Microascales, Microascaceae. The record is from the annotation of a GenBank genome assembly.
AUGCACCUUCGCCUCCACCGGGCCAGGUCGGUGGUCUUAACGACUCAAGAUCAGGAGCCCUAUCCCCUUCUCGCUGUACUCGUCGAGAUCCGUGCUGCUCAGCGCACCUUUGAGGGCGCCUACAUGCGCACCGCCCUCUCCCAGUUCUCGUUUGCCCUCAUCAUCCUCAAGAUCUUCACCUCCGAGUUCUACGCCAUCGGCGCCCUCUUCGCCGUGUACGGUGCUGCCGUCAUGCUCGUCGCCAUCUACCGUCGGUAUGAGGGCAACCGCCAGUUCUUCAGUCACAUGGAAACCGACGGCCAUGCCACCAAGAAGUUCCGUACCGCUGGCAACAGCGUCGUCCUUCUAACCUUCCUCAGCGUGUGCGCUUACGUUACCCUCCUGGUUCUCACAUGGCGACUGUCUAGUUGA